AUGGGGUUGGAUUGGUUUGGAUCAAUGGACUCGAAGUAUACCUACGGAUGGCAGAGAGCCGAGAUUUUGGGUGCUCUGGUCAACGGAGUGUUUUUGGUAGCUCUGUGUUUGUCUAUCUUUUUAGAGGCUAUCCAAAGACUGAUUGACCCACCCACCAUUUUGAACCCCAAGUUGAUUUUGAUUGUUGGUAGUGCUGGUUUGGCGUCGAAUAUCAUUGGUUUGUUUUUGUUCCAUGAACAUGGACACGGACAUAGCCAUGGUGGACAUGACCAUGGUCAUAGCCACGGACACAGCCACGGUUUUGAUGAGGAAGAGCAUGUUCAUAACGAUGGUCACAAUCAUGGUAGCCAUAAUCAUAGUCACGGUCAUUACCAUUCGGACGACGAGUCAUCUUCGGAGGGUGGAAAUAUUGCCGACAAUUUACCUGAGAACGCAGUUGACCGAAUUGCUAAUGAACGUACCACAUUAUUAGGCGACAACCAGCCCAAAUCGCUGACAGCCUCGUCUUCAUACUGUACAUUAAGAGUACCUACUCCCGGACAUAACCGUACUGGGUCAAAUAUUUCCGAGACUCAUGUCAACCAUUUCCACAACCAAUCGAAAACAUCUGCUCCUUCAAAGUCUUUGAAUAUGGAGGGGGUGUUCUUGCAUGUACUUGGUGAUGCUCUUGGUAACAUUGGUGUUAUUUUGACUGCCGUGUUUAUCUGGAAGACCGAUUACUGGUGGAGAUUUUAUGCGGAUCCUAUUAUUUCGCUUGUCAUCACCGCCAUUAUCUUUUCGUCAGCACUUCCAUUGUGUCGCAAGUCCUCGUCUAUUCUGCUUCAAGGAGUACCUCAAUCAAUCAACGCUGCCGAGGUCCGAUCCGAUCUUGAGUCAUUGACUGGCGUCGAGGAGAUCCACGACUUCCACAUCUGGAUCCUUAAAGAAGACCUAUUUAUUUCCACCCUGCACGUGUCGGUUGCCAUUGAUGAGGAGGAGUUCAUGGUCCUUGCCCAGAAAAUCCGCACCUGUCUCAACGGCCACGGCAUCAACUCCAUCACCGUCCAGCCCGAGUUCCUACCUCGAGUGCGACGUCCCUCCUCCGAGGCCAACACCCCUCUGUGCGCUGCCUCCGGAAACGAGAUCUGCGGACCAUAG
Molecule: messenger RNA, 1137 nt
Organism: Sugiyamaella lignohabitans
Lineage: Eukaryota; Fungi; Ascomycota; Dipodascomycetes; Dipodascales; Trichomonascaceae
Gene: COT1
Product: metal cation transporter COT1
Exons: 2
Coding region: 1-1137 (378 amino acids)
Biological process (GO): zinc ion transmembrane transport; intracellular zinc ion homeostasis
Cellular component (GO): fungal-type vacuole membrane
Molecular function (GO): zinc ion transmembrane transporter activity
Source: RefSeq, a predicted model, not a curated record